This is a messenger RNA of Thlaspi arvense, 879 nucleotides long. The record is from the annotation of a GenBank genome assembly. NCBI's taxonomy places the organism in Eukaryota, Viridiplantae, Streptophyta, Magnoliopsida, Brassicales, Brassicaceae.
AUGACUAUCUGCCAAAGGAUCGUAAUAUGUGUUGUAUUACCGCUCUUCCUUUUCCAAUUCUUGCCUUACGUAACCAGCCAGCAAGAAUCGGUUUCUGCGAACCGUGAUAAGAAAAAUAAGUUAUUGGCUAAAUCGGUAGUUGGAAUCAUGUUGCUUGUGUUCUUAUUAAGUAUAAUCGGUGGCUACUUGUUUCGUACAUCCCAUGGUGCAGAGAUCGAAGCCGGAGGCCGAGAAGGGGUUAAAGGGCUAAAGAUCGGUAAAGGCGGAGUCGAAUGUGCAAUUUGUCUAAACGAGUUUGAGGAUGAAGAACCGUUACGUUGGAUGCCUCCUUGUAGCCACACUUUCCAUGCUAGUUGCAUCGACGUGUGGCUCUCUUCUCGGUCCACAUGUCCGGUCUGCCGUGCAGACCUGUCUUUUAAACCGGGCGAUAUCUCGGAUCUUGAAACGGGAAAUGGACAAACAUGUGUUUUAGAAUCUCAAGACGACAUAAGCUUGAUGAGUAAUAGUGUGACAUGGAACAACAAUGCAAACUAUAUAACGCCUCGAUCAAGAUCUACAGGGUUAUUGUCAAAGUUGCGUAUGGCUGAGAUAUUCGUCCCUAGAUCUCGUUCGACCGGACAUUCAUUGGUUCGGUUUGGUGAGAAUCUAGACCGAUUCACACUGCAGUUACCGGAGGAGGUUAGCUUCAACCUAAUAAGGAGAAGCCACAUGGCCUUACCUAAAGCCAGGAGUUCGAGAGAAGGACGGCAGCGUUGGGAGCGAGAGAAGUGGUUCCUCUCAGGGACGACAAACGCUUCGUCGGGCUCUCUCUUUCUCUUUUCAAACUGUUUCUGUUCGGUCUACACUUGGCAAGGACGUCCACGAGAUUUCACAAGCUAG